UUAAUAAGCGUUGCUCCUUCUCUCCACCCCUCACUUUAACGAUAUUCUCCCCUGCACUUAAUGCUCUCUGUGAGGGAGAGCCUUGUUGGAGGAUUUCUUAUCUAUCCUUCUUCUGUUACGAAUCUAUUUUUCCUCUGGUCCUUCCUCAUCACUUUUUCAUCACCUCGAUCUACCUCAGUGUUCUCCUUGUUCCUCUCCUUUCUGCCCAACUUCUCCUCUGCCAUGUGGUGGUGGCUGCUCGGGGUUUUGGGCUGUAUGCUGCUGGUGGGGGUUGUCAUCUUCUUUCUGAUGGCCGGACAGCGAUACAAGGUGUUCAGUGAGAAGUGCCUGAGGCCACCAGCUCCCUUGGUCACCGACAGCCGGCAGAGGGACAACCGGCUGAAGAGAGGCUUUCGUGAGGACCGCGUCCCGCCGGCUCUGGAUGCCGUGGUGAUCGGCAGUGGUGUUGGCGGUUUGACAGCAGCAGCGCUUUUGUCUAAAGCCGGCAAGAGGGUUGUCGUCCUUGAGCAACACGAUCAGGCUGGAGGCUGCACACACACCUUUCAGAAUAAGGGAUUUGAGUUUGAUGUGGGUAUCCAUUACCUCGGCCAGCUUCACGAGGGAAGCAUGCUGAGGGUUGCUCUGGAUCAAAUCACGGAGGGACAGUUGAAGUUCACACGGCUGGAGCAGCACUUUGACACACUGUUCCUGGGUCAGUGUGACCAACGCAGGGAGUACCAUAUCCAUGCAGGGAAGACGGAAAUGGCAGAUAGCCUGAAGAAGCAGUUCCCAGGAGAGGAGGAAGCCAUUGACGAGUUCAUGAAGUUGAUGAAGCUUGCCUCGCGCCGGACGCCACUCAUAGCCACCUUGAAGAUCAUACCUUAUUGGCUGGCUAGCUUCCUGAUUCGAUCCGGCCUUUUGGAUCGCAUGUCUUCAGUGUUCCGUUUAGCAGCAACCAACCAUUCAGAAAUGAUGUCCCGCCUCACAAAAAACAAGGACCUGAAGGCCCUGUCUGCCUACCUGUUCUAUGGUGUCCCUCCUAAGGACUCCAGCUUUCUCAUCAACGCGCUCCUGCUGCACCACUACAAGCGUGGUGCGUACUACCCGCGGGGGGGCGCCAGCGAGUUUGCCUUUCACAUCAUUCCUGUCAUCCAGCGGGCGGGCGGCGCUGUGCUGGUCCGGGCUCCUGUGCACCGCAUCCUGCUCAACCAGCAAGGGAAGGCCACCGGUGUGACGGUUCUGAAAGGGCAGGAGGAGUUUGAGAUCCGUGCCCCUGUGGUCAUUUCCAACGCUGGAAUCUUCAACACCUUCCAGAAGUUUCUGCCUCAACCCGUGCAGGACAAGCCAGAGAUCCAGUCCUUGUUGGGCUUGGUGCGUCAUGGUAUGGGUUCCUUCUUGGUCUUUGUUGGUCUGGAUGGAACCAAAGAAGAGCUGGGCAUUGUUUCGACCAACUUUUGGAUGUAUAAAGACAAUGACUUGGACACACUUAUGGAGCGUUACUCUUCUCUGAGCAGAGAGCAGGUACUGGGAAACAUUCCCAUGAUGUUCAUUACCUUCCCAUCAGCUAAAGAUCCUACAUCCAAUGUCAGACACCCAGGUAAAUCCUGUAUGACGUUACUUACCAUGGCUCGCUAUGAGUGGUUUGAGGAGUGGGAGGGGACAAAGCUCGGCAAAAGGGGACAGAACUACGUGGAUAUGAAGAACAGUAUGGCCAAGGAGAUGCUGGACUGGGCACUAACCAUCUUCCCUCAACUGCAGGACAAGGUGGUGAUGGUGGAUGCUGCUACUCCUCUCACCAAUGUCCACUAUCUGGGCGCUCCCAGGGGUGAGAUGUACGGGGCUGAGCACAACGUGGAGCGCUUCACCCCAGACACAGUCGCCAGGACACGCCCACAGACACCAAUCGAGGGUCUCUACCUUACAGGCCAGGACGUGUUCUGUAACGGCAUGGCUGGGGCGCUGCAUGGUGGACUUCUCUGUGCCUCGGCCGUCCUCAACCAGAUCCUCUACAUUGACCUUCUAGCCCUGAAGACCUACCUUAAAAACAAACAGCGCAAACACAAGACGACAUGGUAGCCACAGGGCUGCAGAGGAGGGUCAACGGGCGUAGGCAAGGUUGCAUAUUCUCAGACAGCAUUAACACAGCCAGCCCAAGCUUUAACGGAUGCUGUAGUAGCGAGGCAUUUCAAACACUGGUUUGUGUUAUCAAACCUGAGGAUGACUUGUCAUUCGUUUAACACCAGAUCCUCAUAGUGGUAGCAGACUCUCAGCAUGUAUUUGUGCCGUGUAUGAAUACAAAAUCAAAUGAAAAGGGACUGGCUGCCAACUAGCUCAGAUAAUAAUGAUCACUAUCACUAAUAAUUGUCACUACGUUACAUUUCUUAAACACAAUUGCUGUUAUUUACAACAAUCAGUACAGAAGCUGAAUUGUCAAUAUUUUCCAAAUGCACAAUGUUCACAGGAAUUUGAAUAACUGAUGCUGUGUGAGAGAGUUUUAGGCAAUGGUGAAGUAUCCUCUCGUCCACCUGCCAAAGGACCUUUUUCACAUUCAUUAUCUGUUCAUUAUGUUUGUUUGUGUGAUUUUCUUUUGCCCCAAACCUACAGACCCUCCCUACGCUGCCCCUGAUUGGUUGGGCCUGCUGCCUUCUUUGCAGAGUUUGUUAAGUUCAUUGCUGAUAAACAAGAUGAUAAUCGGAUGUGGAAGGCUUCUUGAAUCUGUGAAAUUGGAAAUUAGAAGUUUUCUUGCUCCCAUCCGAUUUUAACUUGAACAAAAGAAGAUUUGUACCUUGAAUAUAUCAGCCAACAGCUCAUAAAAUGUCUCGACCAAAUCGAUGAGCUCUAUUAAAGAUCCACCUACUUGCAUUUUUAUCAGCGGAUUGUGUUGAGCAUGUAAAGCUGGUAGCCUAAAGCUUUUUUUCUCAUUUUCAAAAGGUCAUCAAUAAACCUGAAGUGAAUAAGUUAAACUUUUAAGCAUUUAAGUGUUUAUUAUGGUGGUAACUACAGGGUACGUACGUUUCCUGAAGGCAACACGGUCGGAAAACAGCUUUUCAGCGCUGUUUGGUGAACCGUCACUCAGGAUUACAGGCCCCUCUUACUUGGGCUCAAGCCCCCCUCCCCCCACAUCCCACCCAAUUUUCCAAAAUACGUGUGUAGGGAGCAUUUUCAAAAAAACACCAUUCGCCACGAACGUUGUCUUAACUCAACCAUACUUUAUCUAAUCUGCUCCAUAUUUCUCAUAUAGCAUGAACUUCUCACCCUUUAAACAUCCAUAUGAUCAUUUCUAACCUGUCCUAUGGUUUUAAGAAUAUAUUGCGGUUAAUGUUAGCAAGGGGCGUGGCUUAAUCUAGCAAGAUUUAUAACUUCCAAAUAGCUUGGCCUGCCCUCACCAAUUGCAGGAUGUGUAAACAUUGAACUCCUGAACACACCCUAACUUUUUCAGAAUUUUUUCAGAUUAGGGGGCGCUGCAUUUAAUCAUUAAAGAUGUGCCUUUUUGGCAUAUUUUCAUGAUUUCUUAAGAGUUGUAAAAGACCGAACUCGCAGGGAUUAGACCAGAUACUUUUCAAAUCCAUGCAGUGUGCUCUAGCUAAUCAACUUUCUGGAGACUAACCAUUUAGAAAUGAAUCGGUGAUAAACCAUAGUGUCAGUCUUAAGAUACAUCGUUAAUUGCAGAUAUUUUCCAAUGUUCUCAAUUACAAUCAAGCAAGUCAAAAAUGUCACUCGACCCAAAAAAAAGCGCUUUAUUUGCAGUGUCAAUGUAACAAUAAAUAUCUGAACGAACAGGAGACCACCAAAAUUAAACCAAAUGGCCAGGACUAGGUCCGUCAUAUUACGCAACUACCAAAUUCAUCAGCAACAUCUGAAUGGGCAUAGCCAUUAAGCUACGUUCAAAUGGAGCAAACAAACUCCGAACUAAAUGGACCGUGCAAAAUAGGUCUCCUAUUUCACCAGUAAUGAGGCAACAUUUGUACAGCUAUUCGGCGUCCCCCUCAACAUCCUCUUCCUCAUCCUCAUCAUCGAGAACAACAAGUUCAUUAUUAAGCAGCUCCUCCUUGUUGUUCUCCUCAUCCUGGGCUACUUGCGUGCGGUUCUCCUCCCCCCGCUGACGGAUCUGCGCCAACGCACCCCUACCAGCGGCGCAUGGCUGUCCCGCUUUGAAGCAAUGGAUGAGACGCAAAUUCGCCUAGUAGGCCUACGUGGUAAAAUGUUAAAAAAAUUAUUGCCAACAGUCCAGAAAUUAGCCAAUAACAUUAAACAUAAGGAGAACAUGCAUUUAUUAAAUAUUACUUUUACUUUUUUUUUACCUCCGGCCUGUAUUUGGGGCCCGGCCUUUAUUUGUCUGUAUCGACCACGCCCCCGGCUACUAUCUGAAGCCCGAUCUUUAUUUGAGGAUUUACUGUCACGGUUUGGUUCUGCUUCCUGUCUUUUAUUGUAGUUUUCAUGUCUAUUGUGUCCCUGGUUAGCUUCCCUUCCUGCCUUGUCCUGUGAUUGCCUGACUGUUUCCACCUGUGUCCAAUCACCUGCACCUCCCUAGUGUAUUUAAGCCCUGUGUACCUGUUGUCCCCUGUCGCGUCAUUGUCUUUGUCAGUCGUCGUUUGUGCA
Pungitius pungitius (ninespine stickleback) is the source of this 4578-nucleotide messenger RNA. RefSeq names its product all-trans-retinol 13,14-reductase-like. Lineage: Eukaryota; Metazoa; Chordata; Actinopteri; Perciformes; Gasterosteidae. The coding region runs from base 61 to 2055 and encodes 664 amino acids. Gene Ontology annotation, molecular function: oxidoreductase activity. The record is from RefSeq and is a predicted model, not a curated record. The transcript has 12 exons.